Molecule: messenger RNA, 2855 nt
Organism: Closterium sp. NIES-67
Lineage: Eukaryota; Viridiplantae; Streptophyta; Zygnematophyceae; Desmidiales; Closteriaceae
Source: the annotation of a GenBank genome assembly
CAGCAAACAACACGAGCAGCACGACAAGAACGCUGCUAUCAUCGGCCUCAAAGACUCACAGGCCCUCGCACGAGUAUUACUAUCGUCUCUUCCAAUCGUCACGAUUCAGGGUAUCUUGCCGUCCCCCAAGCCAUGGCGUCACGGGCUUCUCUCGCACGGGUAAUAUUCUUAGUCCUCCUCGCGAUCACCCUCUCCUUUAGUCUGCCCCAGGCUGCCUUAGCGCGUCGCGUGCUAGCGAGGGGAGCUGCAAUUACUCCCGUGGAAUCGGCGCAGAUCGGUCCAGAGGCGGCGAGUGUGGCGCAGAGCGGUCCAGAGGCGGCGAGUGUGGCGCAGAGCGGUGCGGAGGACCCAUGCACGGCUUGGAGCGAGGAAAUCGCGACGCACGCGGCAGCGAAUUGGGACAUUGCGAAGCCCUCCACGGUUCGCGAAUGCUUGCGAAACUUCAAGCUCAGAGAGAGCGACGUGGAAGAUCUACGGUCCGUGGUGAACGGAAUCAACAACCACUACGUUUACAAGGAUAUCGCCGUUGACUCGCCGGACCAGACGAAUCUUCCCAGCAGCGUCGACAUCGUCGCGGAGCUGACGGCCAUCCUGCAGCGCGCCGAGCAGGGCGAAUACGAACGGCUGAUGGACGUCCACGUGGACACGCUCAAUGCGAUCAACGGCCUGAACGACGGCCAUACGUACUUGUCGUCGAAUUGCUUUUUCAGCACGGCGAGCUUCUUCCUGCCUCUCCCGCUCUUCGCAGUCGUGGAGGACGGUCAGCAGAUCAUUCGCGUCGCGACACGCCAAUACUUUUCGUGGUUCACGGGGAUUGACGAGGACGCCAAGAUGCUUUGGGACUUCGACUUCUCAGCGUACGAGCUACAGCAGGUGGUGGCCAUAGACGGGCAGCCCGCCGUGGAGUAUAUCAAGAGCUGGGCAGAAAAGUACGGCGGCAUGGUGCGCAACCCCAGCGCGCGCUUCAACACCAUGUUCGCGGGGCACGUGCCCAUGGGGCGCGGAGGCAACAUGAGCCCGCACCCGGGGGAGUUCGUGCUGAGAGAGCUGGUACCCGAGGCCGACACGCUGCAGGUGUCCAUUUUUAACGGGGGAGCAGCAACGAACGUGAGCGUGCCGUGGAUGGCUAUUUCCUACUCCAAGCCGUUCGCCGACUCAGACGCCUACUGGAGCCUCAACUGCGCCAAGCACCAAGAGCCGUGCGCAGCCGACGCCGCUGCUGCUGGAAACGCACCAAACGCCAACAGCAGCAGCGGCGGCAGCAGCACUAGCAAUGGAGCGAAAGACUUGCGAGGCGAACCACCAGUGUUCCGACACGAUGUGCUAAGGCACCGGCCACAGUACCAGCAGCACCAGCAGCCACACCCGCAGCAGCAGCAGCAGCCCAACAAGCAGAAGGAGCAGGAGUCUUCUUCCCACAACAGCGGUACAGGCAGUGACUCAAGCAGUGACUCAAGCAGCAAUGAGGUCUCCGCCAGGAUGCCUCUUGGAAGCGAGGAGUCAGGAGUAACAGUGGAGGUGGUCUCUGCUGACAACGCUUACUUCCAGGUUUUUCUCAUCAACAAGCGCACGGCUGUCAUCGUGCUGCACACCUUCGAUGUCGACGACACCACAGAAGCUGAGCUGGCAGCCACGCGCCCCGACGUUGAUGUCCUGGCCUACCUGGCUGGGGAGAUUAUCAGCGCCAUGGAGGCAGCAAGAAGCGCCGACUGCGAGGAGGUAAUAUUUGACGUGCGCGUGAACGGCGGCGGCUACGUCGCCAUGGCGUCCGUGACGCUCGUGGCCCUCCUCGGCACCAAGAACGUGCCUCUAGCGGACGCGACCCUCCCCAUGGACUUCAUUAUAGGCACAAAUCUCACCUGGAAUCUCCUGACCGAGGAGGCCCUUUCCAGCUACACCGCUGAGCACUACACUCGGCCUGAAGACGGCGCGUCACCGCUCCAAUCCACGCAAGACUACACCCCGUUACAGAACAUCUCGUUUACCGGAGCCGCCGGUAGCAGCGGCAUCUACACCGCCGAUUUUAAGCUCUAUUUUGAGAAUUUUUACAACGGCCUGACGGACCAGCCCGGGUCCUCGGAGCCGUUCUUUGGGUCGCGGCCGUUUCUCUUCCUGGCGGACGGCGACUGCUUCUCCACCUGCGCCAUUCUCACGCACAUGCUGGGGAAACGCUACCAAGUACCCAUGGUAACCGUGGGUGGUUUGCUCAACCAGCCCGUGUCCGUGAGCGCGUCGUGCCUCGGCUACACCAUGCUCUCGUUAAACUGCGACGUUUCCGUCCCGCUAAGCCGCACCAGCCACGCGACCGACCCGCAGGCGUCGAAACCGUUUAAAACGAACAUGGACGUCGGUAUGGCGUUUACUAACGGGUAUGUGGACUCGAAGGUUCCGUGCGAGUUCGAGUUUCUGCCGAGUCAGCGCCACAUCGACUACACCGUGGACCUAAUCGACAAGCCCGAGGCGAUCUGGAGCGAAGCCGCGAAACUCUUCCCCGAAUUGCCGCUAGCGCCCGUAAUCGCACAGUCCGCGUCGUCAGCGUGACAAGCCCCGGGCCAUCUGAAUCGCCUUUCUGCCGAGUCAGCACCACAUCGACUACACCGUGGACCCUAUCGACAGCCGCGAAAACCUGAUUUGCUGCUAGCGCGGGUAAUCGCGCAGUCCUAUGCUGCGGCAUGACCGGCAGAUCCUAGACUGGCAGUCAGAUACGACAGUCUGACGAAGAAGCUGACCUGAAUUCGCCUGGACUGAUUAUCUCAAUUGUGUUGUUCGGGCUUCAAGUUGAGCAGCAUAGGACCGACCUUAGAGAAUUGUUUUUUCAACACCUCAUAUGUUUCAAAUUAAUCUUGGACUCGUCU